Trematosphaeria pertusa is the source of this 491-nucleotide messenger RNA. RefSeq lists its product as uncharacterized. The record is from RefSeq and is a predicted model, not a curated record. Lineage: Eukaryota; Fungi; Ascomycota; Dothideomycetes; Pleosporales; Trematosphaeriaceae. Bases 17 to 445 code for a protein of 142 amino acids. The transcript is spliced from 2 exons.
UCUAGAGCGUCCCUGCAUGGACCACAUGCAAUUCCUAAUGGUGCGGGCUCACGACGCCGACGAGACAAUCAGCGGCCACGCGCUGAUGGCGACUGCGCCGCCCGAACAUCAUAUUGCGCACCACCCGCAAGAAAACUAUCCGCAUCAGAUGCCGGAUAUCGCGAUGCCGGACUUAAUGAAGCUGCUGGACCUCAGCAACCGUCUUCCCCUCGAUGGAGAGAUCACGCCUAUCAUGGCCUGGGCGAUGAUCUUGCAGGACCAGAAGUUCAAGGAGCUCUCCAAGGAGGACGUGCAACAAAUCAAGGGCGAGCUCCUUGCCAAAGUUAGAUGCUAUGGCUUUGGCGCCGUCCUCGAGGAGUUUGAGGUUCGGGAUGCGUUGAUGACCGUCCUCGCUGGGAAGGGCAAUGGUAAUUAUACGUCGACGAAUACGACGAUGGCACAAUGAAUCGCCGGAACAGCUACUUGGACGCAAUGGCGAGGGAGCUGGAGAG